Alligator sinensis (Chinese alligator) is the source of this 601-nucleotide messenger RNA. It is a transcript of the gene NUDT22, whose product is annotated as nudix hydrolase 22. The annotation marks the transcript as partial. The transcript is spliced from 5 exons. Gene Ontology annotation, molecular function: GDP-mannose hydrolase activity. NCBI's taxonomy places the organism in Eukaryota, Metazoa, Chordata, Crocodylia, Alligatoridae. The record is from RefSeq and is a predicted model, not a curated record.
GCUACCGCCGACGGGCGCCUGGUGCUGCUGCGCCGCAGCCACCACGUGGCCGAGGCCCCCGGGAAGUUGGAUGUGCCCGGUGGGCACCCCGAGCCGCAGGCCAUUGCCGGGGGGGUCCCCACCGCCUCUCUCCGGUGCGAGGACCUGCCCCCCGACCUGGUCGUUGAGGAGAUCUUCGCCUCCGUCAUCAAGGAGAUCCGCGAUGAGGUCAACCUGCCCCCGGAGACCCUGAGUCCUCCCCGGCUGCUGGGGCUGGUGAGAAAUGAGACCACGGCCGGACGGGCCACAGCCGCCUUCUUUGUCAGGUGCAGUCUGACCGCGGAGGAGACGAGGGAGCGGUACGAGAUCGGGGGCGCCGAGGCUCACGAGUCCACCGCCAUCGUGUUCGUCAAGGCGGAGGUGGGGGGGCAGAGGCUCCCGGACCCCCGUCCCACUCCCCUCCCGGGGGAGAAACCCCGGGAGCUGCUGGGCCCCGGGGGGCCGUGGGCCGAGCUCUGCCCCUCGGCCAAGGGGGCGGCGACGCUGUACCACGAGGUGGGCGCCCUCCUGUGACCCCUGACCCCCACGAAGCUGGAGGCGGAGCCACUCCUGAUCUCACCCC